AUAUAUAUAUAUAAUUCAAUCUUAAAACUAAGGUGUUGAGCUUAGAGUAUCUCAGAGAUUAUUAACCAUGGCUUUCCAAAAACAUCAGCUUCAUUUCCUUCUUCUUCCUAUCAUGUCUCAUAGCCAUCUUAUCCCCUUCACAGAGAUGGCCAAGCUACUUGCUCAUCGUGGCCUAACUGUUACCAUUAUCAUCACACCCCUUAAUGCAGUGAGAUACAGUAAAAUCAUCCAAUAUGCCAAAAAUUUUAACCUCAAAAUCCAAUUUGUUUCUUUCCCAUUUCCUAGCCAAGAAGCUGGUCUCCCUGAAGGAUGUGAAAAUAGAGAUUCAGUCCCUUCUCCAGAUUUGAUACCAAAUUUUGUUAAAGCAAGUAAUAUGCUACAAGAGCCAUUAGAAAAAUGGCUCCAAGGGCUAGAAUCUCAGCCUAGUUGCAUCAUUUCAGAUAUAUGUUUCCCAUGGACUAGUGAUGUUUCCCUUAGGUUCAACAUUCCAAGAAUUGUCUUCCAUGGAAUUUCUUGCUUCACUCUCUUUUGUUCUCACAUCCUUUCUCACUACAAGGUCCUUGACAGUGUCACCUCUGAUUCAGAGCCUUUUUCAGUUCCUGACAUCCCUGAUAGGAUUGAAUUCACUAAAGCACAGUUACCAGAAGCAAGAAAAGAUUUGAAAGCUGCGAUCGAACGGUAUAAGGAGGCUGAGCUCUCAGCAGAAGGGGUGGUGGUGAACAGUUUUGAAGAGUUAGAGCCAGCUUAUGUGGAAGGAUACAGAAAAGUAGUGAAGAAGAUAUGGUGUAUUGGUCCUCUUUCUCUGUAUAACACCAAUGAGAUCUCAAGUUGUGAGCAUGAGUCCCUCAAAUGGCUUGAUUCUAAGAAGCAAAGUUCUGUUUUAUACGUUUGCUUUGGCAGCCUCUGUCACUUUUUACCUCAACAGCUGAUAGAGCUUGGUAUGGGCCUGAAAGCGUCAAACCAUCCGUUCGUUUGGGUUGUAAAGGAAGGAGAUUAUUCAACAGAGUUUGAAAAAUGGCUAGUGGAGGAUCAAUUUGAAGAAAAGCUUGAAGGAAGAGGUCUUGUGGUUCGCGGAUGGGCACCACAGGUCCUGAUAUUAUCUCAUCCAGCAAUUGGUGGGUUCAUGACUCAUUGUGGCUGGAACUCAACAUUAGAAGGGAUUUCUGCAGGUGUACCAAUGAUAACUUGGCCUAUGUUUGCUGAGCAAUUCCAUAAUGAGAAGGAAAUAGCGCAAGUGUUGAAGAUUGGUGUAAGAGUUGGAGCUGAGGUAAUUAUGAAAUGGGGAGAGGAAAAGAAGCUUGGUGUGUUGGUGAAGAGAGAGAACAUAAAGAAGGCUAUAAAGCAGUUGAUGGAUGAAGGAGAGGAAGGUGAAGAUAGGAGAGAAAGAGCUACACAAAUUGGAAAGAUGGCCAAGAGUGCGUUUGAAGAGGGGGGUUCUUCUCACUUGAAUAUGACACUAUUGAUCCAACAUGUGAUGCAACUAGUGAGUAGGGAUGAUGGAGAAAAUUAAGUUACUUCAAAAUUGGAAUUUUCUAAUCAACCAACAAAAACAUAGAAAUAACAUGUGAGAUUAGAAAGUUUAAUUAUGGAAUGAGUGAAAUCUGCCAUCAAUAAAUGUACCCUUACGAAAUAUUAUCAAACAUAUGUAUAUUUAUGUUAAUUCAUCUAAAAUUUGCAUAAGAGUUGAACUAAUUUGUUUUUUGGUAUAAAUAUAAAUAAAAUAAUUUUUUUAAUUUAAAUAAAAUAAAGGAGAUAAAACAAAACAAAAGAAAAGAUUAAAAAAAUUAUAUUGUAUCCCUAGCAUGAGAGGCAGAAUAAAAAAAUUGAAAAAUUUCAUCUA
This is a messenger RNA of Hevea brasiliensis (rubber tree), 1840 nucleotides long. RefSeq names its product UDP-glycosyltransferase 73C3-like. The transcript has a single exon. NCBI's taxonomy places the organism in Eukaryota, Viridiplantae, Streptophyta, Magnoliopsida, Malpighiales, Euphorbiaceae. Gene Ontology annotation, molecular function: UDP-glycosyltransferase activity. The coding region runs from base 68 to 1510 and encodes 480 amino acids. The record is from RefSeq and is a predicted model, not a curated record.